Drosophila erecta is the source of this 6262-nucleotide messenger RNA. RefSeq names its product F-actin-uncapping protein LRRC16A (gene LRR). Gene Ontology annotation, biological process: cell migration; regulation of Arp2/3 complex-mediated actin nucleation. The record is from RefSeq and is a predicted model, not a curated record. NCBI's taxonomy places the organism in Eukaryota, Metazoa, Arthropoda, Insecta, Diptera, Drosophilidae. Gene Ontology annotation, molecular function: protein binding. Gene Ontology annotation, cellular component: plasma membrane; lamellipodium. The coding region runs from base 781 to 5181 and encodes 1466 amino acids. The transcript has 22 exons.
ACGCCACAGUAGGCCAGAUAUAUUGUCUUCUCCCAACUCUGGUCACACUGAGUCGAAACUGAAACUGAAACUGGCUGGAUGCGCGGAUCGUGUAUUUAUUAAUUUGUUAGAUAUUUUCGCAGACUAACUUUCCUCGCCGGGCUUAGUUAGUUAUAAAUUAAAAGCGCGCCGGUCCGAAAAGUAAUUCUCUCAGAUAUUGCUAUUUGAGCUCCCGAAAAGGAAACACCGAAAUGCCGAAGGCAAAGUGAAAUGAAAAACGAAUAUACACAAAUAUGCUGGUGAACUCUGAGCAAAAGUGCUAAAUUCACGAAUAAGACGAAAGGAUUUAAGUCCAAGUGUCAGAGGAAAAGCCAACUGCUGUCUGUGCGGCGGCGUCUCAGUGAAUUUUCCGUUUUCCGAACCCGCGACGAGGGUGGAAACGCGUGAAAAACCGAUACGAAAAUCCUGCGUGUGUGUGCAAAUAAUGUGAAUAAGAAUCGCCUGGAAAAACAAAGAGUCGGCCAAAAAAUAAAUUUAAGUAGUUGACACGAAAUGAUGGGCAAAAAGGCGCAAUGUGCGAUUCGCGGUUGUUAAUGCGGGAGCAGCUCAAAAAUCCAGUUUCGGGCUGCAAGGCGUGUCAGGAUUGAAAUCGAACCACCACCAACAGACCAACAGCAGCAGCAAUAACAGCGAAAACAGCCGCUUUGAGCCAAUUUCGUUGGCCCUUCUUUCCUGGUCAUUCCUGUUUGACUUCAUUUUCACCCAACUUUCGCCGCAGAAUUUCGCAUUUCGGAAGACAAAAUGUCGACGCGCUCGCAAUUAACCAAGGACCUCAACGAAAGCGUCAAGUCCAUUCUGGGUCGCCACACAAAGAUACUCGUCAAGUAUAUGGUCAAAUUGGAGACGAAAGGCGAUAAGACGGAGAAUCGUGUUCUGGUCUUCACUCCCGUGAGGGUCUAUUUGCUCAGUGCCAAAGUGCCCACCAAAAUCGAAUGCCAUUUCCACUACCUGGAUAUUGUGGGGGUCGAGAGCAAGAAGUCCACCCACUUCGCCAUUGUGACCAGCGAUCGGCCCUACUCGUUCGUUACCACCGGCGAUGCGGGCAAUUUCAGCUCGAACGCUGAUGUCAUUCUAACCGAUCUAGCCUCGGCCAUCAAGCAGAUAUUCCCAACAGUUCCUCUAAAGUACAUCAUUAGAAAGAUUGAUAUACAGCCACCGGAGCGGGAGACCAUAUUCUCCGAGGAAUUCAGACCCUCCGAUCCCCGAAAUGUGGGUCCCUGUGGGGGAUUCAGUGCCCAGUACGCCUGCAUGUGCGAUUUCCAUGGCGUUCCCUAUCGCGAGGAGGUGGCUUGGGAUGUGGACACCAUCUAUCUGUCCCACGACACGCGAGUCCUCAACUUGCGCGAUUUUGACCACCUGGAGCCAAAAGACUUGAUGGCCAUCGUUUCGGCGCUCGAAUACAACACGUUCUUUCGUGGCCUGAAGGCAGCCCACAUGCGAUUGUCCCACGAGACCCUGGAACGCAUCCUGCACGUCCUUAAGCGUUCGAUGUGGCUGGAAGAGCUGCACCUGGAAGCAUUGGGCUUAAGAUGGGAUUUCCUGAACAAGUUAUCGAUUUCUGUGAUAACGAAUAGCAAUCCCGCCAUUCGCACCAUCGAUCUAAGCCACAAUAUAAUUGAGGAUAAAGGAGCAAGUUCAUUGUGCGCCCUAUUUGGAAAGAUUGUACAAGGUGCCAUUCAUUUGGCUGGGCCCAUAGCCAAGGUAUCCAAGGGUCUGUGCAAACUGGCCUUGGCCCACUGUGGACUAACUUCGAAGGGAGUCAAUCAAAUGUCGCACUCGCUGACGCUUAAUCAAAGUAUUUCCAACUCGCUCACGCAUCUAGACCUAAGUGGUAAUAGUCUCAAAGAUGAUAUAACCAAUUUGCACAAUUUCCUGGCUCAACCCAAUGUACUGGAGCACUUGGAUCUGGCCUCGACUGACAUCACACUGGAAAAUUUGUUUGGAGCUCUGUUGCGCGGCUGCGCCACGCAUUUGGCACACCUGAACGUGUCGCACAACUCUUUCAGCACCAAGAAGGGCAAGGAGAUCCCGCCCUCGUUCAAGCAGUUCUUCACCAGCACCUUCAGUUUAAAGCACCUCAACAUCGCCGGAUGCAAACUUCCCAUGGAGGCACUGAAAAACCUGCUGCUUGGCCUGGCCUGCAACGAGUCUACAGCCGGACUUUAUCUGGAUCUCAGCAGUAACACGCUGGGCGCCCAAGGUGCCCAUGUGCUUGAAUCCUGCAUCCAUGGAGUGCGAGUUCUGCAAAGCCUAGAUAUAAGCGAUAACAAUCUUGAUGCUGAGCUGGCGCCCGUGCUUACAGCCAUUUCCAAGAACCCCUCUAUUCGGACGCUUCACCUGACCCGCAGCCUUACGGGCAUGAAGCCGAAGCACAUUCCGCCCGUUAUGGACGCCCUAGUGAACCUCAUCCAGAAGGACGACUUCCCGCUGGUCGAGCUGGUACUAUCGGAGAAUAAACUGAAGCACGACCUGCACGACUUUAUCAACGCUCUGGGCAGCAACCAAAGCCUUCAGAAGCUAGACAUCAGUGGCAACUUCAUGGGGGAUGUAGGCGCCCGACUCCUGGCUAAAGCGUUGCAGAUUAACAACCGCCUGCGUACCAUAUAUAUGGAUAAGAACGGAGUGACCUUGCAGGGUUAUGCGGACAUCGUUUACGCAUUGGAGCACAACCACAGCAUGCGCACCAUUCCCUUUCCUGUUUUCGAUAUUGCUCCGCAUCUGAAAAGCCACCCGGAUAAGACGGAUGCAGUAAUGCGUAAGAUGCAAGAGCUACUGCAGCGCAACUGCAAUGGAUUAAAGCGGGCCACCGGGCAUGGAUUCCGGCUGCAGCACGGCUUCAUGCUCUCCUCCACACACCAGCUGGUGGAUAAGUUGGUGGCCGAGACUCAGGACACAAUUUCGCUGGCUAAGGGAGGCAGUGAAUCCGCCUCGGCGGUGCAGCGCCUGAUUACCGACGCCGAAAACUGCAAGCAACUGAUGCCAAAGCUGCAAGAGGCCGUUCGCAACGACAGUCAUCCCAUCGAAAUGAAGCUGACCCGAGUGGCCAGUGAACUGAGCUACACGAUUAAAAGUUAUCUGGAGGAGACCCUGGAAACGAUGAUGCGCACUGGAAUCGAGCAGUGCCCCAAAACUCUGGGCAACCAGAUCGUCGUUCAGGAUCUUAGAAAGGCUCUUGCCGAGCGUUUGGUGGUCCCCGAAGAAUUCCUGCAGAUUUGUCUGCUCAACAAUGCCGGCAGCGAGAUUAUGAACAAAGUUGGUGAGAUCGAACAAUCCCUGGCAGCCGCCAUCUCAGAUCGGGCUACAGAUGAGGUGCUGGAGGCCCUGACCCGCUACCGCCGUGGCAUGGGCAUCGCAGAGUCGCCAUCGGUGCUGCUGGACGAACCGCAGACGCCGGACAUCGUGCGCAGUCGCUCCAGUCAUGAUGCGGAUGGUUUGAUCAUACGACCGGGUGGACGAGGCUCGAUAUUGCCCAAACUGGGCUUGGAAUCGCCCACUAAAUUGGAAUAUCUCAACCUUGCCACACCGCAUUUACCCACCAAGCGACGCAGUCUGGCCAAGAAGGUGCGUCCCCAGUCCGUGGUGGAAAAUCUCAGCCUGGGCCACUUCCCUGACCUCCUGGAGUCACCCUCCUCACACCGCUCCAGCUCCCAGUUGUCUGCCCGUGCAGCUGCUGGUGCCGCUGCCUUGGGAGCCGCCAACAUGACCGACAGCAUCGCUGUGGACGACGGAGGAGUGGAUGAGUGUUGCGACUCCAUCACGGAGUUGCCCAGCGCCUCGUUCCAGCUGCAACACCUGGUCAAAGGUCGGCCAAAGCGGGCCAAAACGCGUGCGCCCACUCGACCGUUGGUCACCACCGAGUGUGCCGGGGGCAGCAGAGAAAUCGGCGAAGGCUUGGAACACUUCUUCCGGCCCGGUUCUGUUACACCCACUACCCUGACUCCGCUAGUUUCUCCUACGUCAGAGGAAUGCAGCUCCCUGUCGUUUGUGGACAGCCCCACAAUGAGCCGCGAUGGGAAUGGACACAUGACCUCCGAGGAGACCACUCCCAUUCUGGAGGAGCGCCGACCAAUUAAAUUGGAGCGCCAGUCGCCAUUGCUCAAAAGUGCGUCAUGGGCAACCCGCUCCCGAUCUACGGACAACCUAGAGAAGUAUUCGCCACUGGUGGGUCGUAAGUCCCCGCUGGUCAAGAUGCGAACAGAAGGUGGUCCCGGCUCGGGAUCUGCCGGCGCUGAGGAGACUAACUCGCCCAGUUCUAAUCUACUUAAAGCAACCACUCGAGAGGACAAAACGCGUUCGCCCAGCAGCGAUUCGAUCAAAAGCCAUGCCACAGGCGAGGGAAGUGUGAUUGUGAAGACUGGCAACGGCAUCCUGCGAACGCCCAUAGUUCUGCAGAAACCGCGACCAUGGUCAGUUGUGGGAAGCGAACCAAAGGCAAGCGGAGAGCUUAUAACAGGCAAUGGUAAUGCCGACUCCAGUAAGACUACGCCGGAAAAACUAGAAGAAGAUGACGUCGAGGUAGUGACAUUUGGAUCUACCUGCAGUAGCUCAAUUGUUGGCAUCACGCCGGGAAUAGCUUUAUCCACGAGUGGCGGUGGAAGCAUUGUUGGCAUUACACCAGGAGGUGCCCUUGAAAAGAAGUCUGUGCGAGAACUAGCAGCGGGUCUCAACAGAAUGGAACUCCCCCUAAAGCCGCCCGUUAUGCCAAGAACCUUGCUGAACGUGGCGAGUGCCCGCACGAGCACGUCCUCCACAGGCUCCACCUCCAAUAGUGUAUCUGACUCAUCCACGACGACCAACAUAUCGAUGACAGUAUUAAACCAGAGCCAGGCACGACCAAGGAUCGUGGGGUCGACCAGCAGCACCGAGACCAUCACAGCGCACAGCACCACCAGCGACCACGAGAAGCAACAUGCCAAGGCCUGUGCCAAUUUAAUCAGCAACGAAAUCCUCAGUAUGCGCAAUGGGCAGUUGGGCGCCAAGUCUGGUAGCUGCGCGGAAAGUGGUGGCGUGAAGCGGAUCGCCGGCAAAGAGAUCUCCACGCUAUUUGAGGAGACAUUAGUUGAAGAACUGCAGCAGAGCAUGGCGACCAGACGUGGUUUUAGGGACUCGCCCUACACCAAGGAGGAUGUCGUUGAUUUAUAAGUGUUCUAGUUAUAUGCUCAACAUUCCCUCACAUCGACCCCUAGUCCUUCUCCCAACCUUUCACAGUUUUCACGUGAUAGAUAGUAGGGUUGAUGAUAACGUUAAGUGAUGACAAUGAGGAGAUGAGAUGAUGGAGACAGAAGGAUAGAUGGAAACAAGGUUGCAACUUAUCGUACUGAACCAUUAAUUUAUGUGCAAUGCCACGUGUGUGUUGUUUUUAUUUGGCAAUUUAGAAUGAACGUGAUUUAUUUAUUGAUAUAAACCCUGAUACUUUUAUCCAAAUUAACUUUUGCAUAUUUUUAAAAAUGUUUUGUGUACUAUAUUUUAUAUUUUUAUGUAUUUAAAUGAGUUAAGUGCCAAUUAUAUACAGAAUUAAUCUACAUAUAUUUUUAGCGUGUGCUAUACAACAAUUUCAAUAAAACUAACGAAGAUAACGCAAUGAAUAUGAUACACUAUACAUAUUAUGUAAUUCGAUUGCGUGUAUAAGAACUAUUUUAAUGGCCUAAACCCAAACAAAUCUAAAUGAAAUAUACUAUUUUUUAUAACUGCUUCCAAAUACAAACUAUAUGGUUUAUUAUUUCCCCCUUUUUAUUUACCUUGCCUAUACACAUAUUUAUAGUAUUUAAGCGACAAUCCGUUUUCAAAUUUUAAAGCGCGUUAUGCCGCCAGAAACAAAUGCAUUUAUUUAGAAACAAAGCGGAGACCGACGAUCUUAUUGAUUAUUUUCUAAAAGUUAACAAUUUACGCUAAGAAACUAGGCGAAAACGAAACCGAUAUAAAAUUACUGAACCAUUAAACGACAGAAAACCGAAAACCACAGAAAACUAAUUCCCCUUAUCCCAAAACGAUCAAUUUAAACUUUGAAGAUCUAGUAGUUUGCACCAACGACACAGGAAAUGUUCAGAGAAGCGUUUAAUCUUUAAACCAGUCCACCACCGACCACACACUUCGAGUUUUGAGUGUAUCCCGUUCUCAUUCAAAUUCAAGUCCUUGAAACGAAAUAAGAAAAACUUAACGUGUUCAUUAAUGUUAAGCAAUUAAAACUUCAUUGUAAUCUAUUGAAAUUCAAAUUAAACGAAAA